AUGCAGCAAGUGGUCGAGGUCACGUCGGAAGAGCAAUGGAAGACCCUGUCGGGCGUCGCCAAGACGUACGUCAUGUUCUUCUACGCCAAGAACGUGAGCAUCCCGUCCAACCAGUCGGCAACGGGCGACUGGCUCAGCACGGCCAGCGUCCUCUUCACGCAGCUCGCCGCGCUCCACCCGCGCCUCGCCUUUGUCAAGAUCGACGCCGAGGCCGUGCCGGCGCUCAGCACGCAGUUUGGCCUCGCGGUCGUGCCGACGUUCAUUCUUUCGUUUGGCAACAAGGUGCUCGAGCGCAUCGAGGGCAUGAAGGUCGCGGAGCUCGCGCAGGCCAUUGACCGCGCCAGCAAGCGCCAGGCCGAGGCGACGCCGCUGGCCAUGGACAAGCCCGUCGUCGUCGACGCUGCGCUCCGCAGUCGCUUGGAAAAGCUCAUCUCGGCGUCGCCGGUCAUGGUGUUCAUGAAGGGCAACCCGAGCGAGCCCAAGUGCGGCUUCUCGCGCAAGCUCAUCGAGCUCCUCAAGAGCGAGAACAUUGAGUGCGGCACGUUUGACAUCCUCCUCGACGAGACCGUGCGCCAAGGCCUGAAGCUCUUCUCCGACUGGCCGACGUUUCCGCAGGUGUACGUUAACGGGUCGCUCGUCGGCGGCCUCGAUAUUCUCCUCGAAAUGAAGGAGGAGGGCAACCUCGCCGACCAGCUCGGCGUCAAGCCCGUGAGCGAAGAGGAAGCGGAAAAGGCGCUGUUUGCGAGCUUGACGGAGCUCUUGCAGUCGGCGCCCGUGCUACUCUUCAUGAAGGGCACGCCGGCCGAGCCCAAGUGCGGCUUCUCGCGCAAGACGAUCGAGCUCCUGCGGGCCAACAGCAUUCCAUUCUCGACCUUUGACAUCCUCACGGACGACUCGGUGCGCCAUGGCCUCAAGAAGAUGUCCAACUGGCCGACGUACCCGCAGUUGUACGUGCGCGGGUCGCUUAUCGGUGGCCUCGACAUCCUCACCGAGAUGGCGGAGGAAGGUGACUUGGCCGACCAGCUCGGCGUGGCCAAGAAAGAGCCGCGUUUGUCGACGCCCGACUAUGCGGCGCUCAUCUCGCGCGCGCCCGUCAUGAUCUUCAUCAAGGGUUCGCCGAGUGCACCCAAGUGCGGCUUCUCGCGUCAGCUCAUCGCGACGCUCAACGAGCACGGCUUCCAUUACGAUCACUUUGACAUUCUCAGCGACGACAAGGUCCGCCAAGGCCUCAAGAAAUUCUCCAACUGGCCGACGUACCCGCAAGUGUACAUCAAGGGCGAGCUCAUCGGCGGCCUCGACAUCAUCCAGCAGCUCCACGAAGACGGCGAGCUCGAUGCGUUGAAACCCUAA
Saprolegnia parasitica CBS 223.65 is the source of this 1350-nucleotide messenger RNA. RefSeq lists its product as hypothetical. NCBI's taxonomy places the organism in Eukaryota, Oomycota, Saprolegniomycetes, Saprolegniales, Saprolegniaceae. The transcript is spliced from 6 exons. Bases 1 to 1350 code for a protein of 449 amino acids. The record is from RefSeq and is a predicted model, not a curated record.